ACGAGUUUCUGACGAGCCUAGGAACCACCAUACCGUAGUAGCAUCCUCAGACCCAAGCCUCCUCCCUGCAUGCCUGCUCGCUUGUCGCAGCGCCUUCCCCCAUGUCGCCAUCUAGCGCGAGCCAUGGCUUCCAGCCGUUACCAUUGUUCUCUAUUCACCCCUAAGUUGCCCGUGGCAUCAAACCUGGCUUUCCCGUCGACUGCUGGUUCUUGUCUCCCUGUCCGAUAUCAGCUCGUCGUUCGAAGCCCACUCCGCGUUUCCCCUGGUCGCGAAUCAGACAGCGCCGCCGGUUGCUCUCUCCCGUUUCCCGCGCGACCGUAUCGCUCGCUUCCGUUACUAACCGCACGCUCGCCGCCGUUAGCUGGGCCGCAGGUCUCCCCCUCCCGUUAUUAUCACAGUACGAGACAGGCAACAUCGUUGAAUUGUGUUCGAUUUUAUCACCACCGCUUUCCCUACGGCCAGGGGGGUCUCACCUGGCUGCCCGGAUCGGACUCAGCACAGUCUGCUCCGUCUGUGAUUGCCGCGGCAACAAGUGGUUCCGAGCCUUCUUCGUCGGUUUCCGAGCCUGUUGGUUCGGAAUCCGAGCCUGCUGAAUCGGUGGCCGAGGCUGUCGCCAUGGCUUCGCCACCGGAGGGUAUUGCGGGAAAAGCUGGCGCGAGUGAUGGAUCCCGUGCUCGGAAGGGUGUGGUUAUACGCGAUAUAGAGCAACUGCAGCGAAAGAAGCAGGCGAUGAGAGCAGCUGGACGCGAUACAGUGCAGGUGAUCGCUGACUUCGACCGCACUCUCACCAAGUUCGCAGUCAACGGCAAGCCGGGCCAGAGCUGCCACAUGCUGCUGAAUCUGGGCCACCCCGAGUUGGAGGAGAGGGGGCGGCAGCUGACAGCCAAGUACCUGCCUCUAGAGACGGACCCACACUUGCCCUAUGAGGAGAAAUUCAAAUAUAUGGUGGAGUGGUGGACAGCGGCGCACGAGCUGCUCCUGGAGAGUGGAAUCACCCGUGCUGACGUCAGUCAGAGCGUGGCCGCUGCCAACACUGCCUUCAGAGACGGCUUCAGCGACACGCUUGCUCUGCUAGAGGCCCAUGGUGUGCCACUUCUCAUAUUCUCCGCUGGGCUGGCAGACGUGAUAGAGGAGCUCCUGCAUCAGCAGCUUCCUCGCUCCUUCUCCAACGUGAGAGUGGUGUCCAACCGAAUGCAGUUCGAUGAAUCUGGACGUCUCGUCGCCUUUCCAGGCCGCAUCAUUCACGUGCUCAACAAGAACGAGCACUCACUUGAGUUAGCUGCUGCGGAGGAGCAGGCAGCUUCCACAAGUGAUGAUGGCAAAGAGUUUGUGAGGAAUGUGGAACAAGGCUCAGCCACGCAAGUGCUUACGAUGGCCAAGAAAGGUGACAAUAACAGUUCUGAUACAGUCACACAUGGUACAAUCACAGCAGCAGAGGAGGUGGCGGAGGUGCGGAGCAGGACGAAUGUGAUUCUACUGGGGGACCAUCUGGGGGAUCUGGGGAUGUCGGAGGGCGUGAGCAUCAGCAAUCAGAUCGCGGUGGGGUUUUUGAACCACGAUGCGGAGCGCCAGCUGGAGCUGUACACGCAGGCGUUUGAUGUGGUGGUGCUUGAUGAUGGGCCCAUGGACGUGGUCAUUGAGCAACUGAAGGAUAUUUUCUCUUAGGGAUAAUGAUGUACUGUAUUCCCCCGGAUAUAAGGACCGCCCUUUAUUUCGCACCAUGGUGUGUUUAUCCGGGUAGGGUGCCACAUCGUCAAUUCCGAUUAGGCAUGAGCAACGUCCCGGCCCGGUCCGACCCACCCGGUUUAGGAUCGGCUCAACUAGAAACCGAGCCAAGCCGGCCCGGCUCGACCCGGGCCGGUUUCUCAGACUUCCUGACUCGGUCCGAGUUUUUAGACCCGGGCCAACCCUGGCCCGGGGGGCGGGGCGGGCCGGCCCGCCCUCAAAACCAGGGCCCAAAUUAGCCGGG
Closterium sp. NIES-67 is the source of this 1969-nucleotide messenger RNA. The record is from the annotation of a GenBank genome assembly. NCBI's taxonomy places the organism in Eukaryota, Viridiplantae, Streptophyta, Zygnematophyceae, Desmidiales, Closteriaceae.